Molecule: messenger RNA, 1507 nt
Organism: Trichomycterus rosablanca
Lineage: Eukaryota; Metazoa; Chordata; Actinopteri; Siluriformes; Trichomycteridae
Gene: minpp1a
Product: multiple inositol-polyphosphate phosphatase 1a
Exons: 5
Coding region: 34-1392 (452 amino acids)
Molecular function (GO): inositol phosphate phosphatase activity; acid phosphatase activity
Source: RefSeq, a predicted model, not a curated record
UCACUUGAUGGUGUUGAUGUGAGGAGGAACAUCAUGGAUUUACUGGGUUUAUUUAUUGUCCUGUUUAAUGUAAUGUCUGUACGUUCUUCAUCAUCUCCCUCCUGUGAUGUCUCCUCCUCCUCCUCUGAUCCCAUCCCGAAGUUGGCUCAGUAUUUCACCACUAAGACUCGUUAUGAGGAGGUGAACCCACACCUGAUCCCAGAUAUUCACUUCAUAAAUGAAUCGUGGGUGAAACCUCCGGCUCCAGAAUGCAGAGCUGUCCACCUGAGCGCCAUCGUCCGGCACGGCACCAGAUACCCCACCGCCAAGAACAUCAAGAAGAUCAUCCAGUUCUGGAACCUGGUGAAGAACGGAGCAGAUCUGAGGUGCAUGAAGGACUUACAGAGCUGGAGGAACUGGUAUGAAGAGGACAUGGACGGACGCUUGGUGGAGAAAGGACGAUUCGACCACAAACAUCUGGCCAUCAGGCUGAUCCGGUCCUUCCCUAAUCUGAUAACCAAGCAGAAUGUAGAAGCAGGACGAGUGAAGUUCAUCAGCAGUUCCAAACACCGCUGUGUGAACAGCACCGUGGCCUUCAAACAGGGAGUCCAGGAGGAGCUGAGCAUGCUGGACGUGGAUUUGCAGCACACGAUUAAUGACGAGCUGAUGCGUUUCUUCGACAAGUGCCGGCGCCUGGUGGAGACGGUGGAGAAUAAUAAGGACGCGGUGGUGGAGAUGGAGAAGUUUAAUGGUGGUGCUGAGAUGGGGAGGAUUCAGGAGAAACUGGCCGAUCGAUUACAGCUUCCUUACAGCAACGUCACCGCCGAUUCGGUGGAAGCAGCGUUUUAUCUGUGCGCUUACGAGUUCGCCAUCCGAAAUCUGAACUCACCCUGGUGCCACUUGUUUGACCACAGAGACGGACAGGUGAUGGAGUAUGCGGGUGAUCUGAAGCAGUAUUGGAAACGAGGUUUUGGACACGACAUUAACAGCAAAGCGAGCUGCGUCCUGUUUCAUGAUCUGUUCAACCGCCUGGAAACGGCAGCCAACCAAACCCAGGCAGGUGAGGAGGUCCCGGAGGUGCUGACGGUUCAGGUGGGCCACGCUGAGACGUUACUGCCUCUCAUCACGCUGCUGGAUCUGUUUAGCGGCGACGCCCCACUCAACGCCUCCGAUUUCGCUUCUCAGUCCGGCCGCGUGUUCCGCAGUGGAAAGAUCGUACCGUACGCCUCCAACCUGCUGGUGGCGCUGUACAGCUGUCACGACGGUCUUCGACUGCAGUUCCGGCUCAACGAGCAACCUGUGAUGAUGCCGGGCCUCGCCGACCUUUCUCCGCUGUACCAGGACGUGAGGAGCCGAUACGAAGAGCUGCUGAAGGGAUGCGAUCAAAAGACGGUGUGCAGUAUGGACAGCUGAUCUGAUAAACACAAACAUACAUCAUCAUCAUAUAUAGUUUUUUAUUUUAUUUUGUUCUGCUUGCAAUAAAAAUGCAGUUUGGGAAAUUAAACAAAAUGGAUCAUAAUCAUUAAAA